AUGGCGCUCACUGCCUCUGGAGGUGGCAAGUGGGAUCACUUUGAAGGAGAUGAGAAAUCCACCCUCGCCAGUGGCUGUGGGUGCGAGAUCAAGCCUCUCGACGGCGUGUGUCAUGUAGUGAUGUUACUGAGUCUGUAUGAAGGACUCUGGGCUGCACCCAACCCCCGACUAAAGCCUACAGACCCCCGGAUCGAGUUUGAUUCCAUUGUCAUCUUGGCCAGAAAUCUGCUAAGUGACACCAAGACCCUCUACAGCCACCUUAAAAAACACUUCCCAGCAGAAGGUGAACACAAGCUGGAAACCCUGCCAGUUUUAUCCAUGAAUGCUGUAGAACUUGCCAAUAUCCAGGUUUCUGCAGGUCUAGCCCGGCUCACCUCCGAUCUGCAAUGCUACCAACGGCAUUUUGAGUGGCUGAAGAAAGCAGCAACAUUGCUGCGGCCCAUGGAACACGACAUUGGCACAGUGCACACCCGGCUUGAACGCCUCCUUAAAAGACUGGAACAUCUGAUGACGAAGCUCAAUCUCACACUGCCCAAUGACCCUUUGCCAACUCUCCCGACCCACGGGACCCACUGGUCUGUUGUCCAGGCUGGACAUGCCAUUGUCCACUCAUUUCACCUUUAUCUAGACUGGGCAGCCCGAGUGUUGGUCUUGAUCCGGAACAAGUUGUGAAGAGUUGACAAACAAAACUGUCCAGGAUGUUUUGGAGACCUUCUUCACAGACCAGGAACUCUUAGCUGCAAAUUCCCUCUGGAGGAGGGCUCAAAGAAGGAAGGAAAGGCUAUGAGAUGGCAGCACCGGACUCCUCUUCUAGGGGGUGCUGUGAGGUGGGGAGAGAUAAGAUGUUGCCUACCCACUCACAACUUUUCUACAUUGUGGGGAUGUUGUGGAACAAGAGACGACUUCUCUGAUACUAUCAGAAUGAUCAUCUCAUCUUCUCCCUGCAGACUUGGAAAAAUAAUUGGGGAAAGCAUGCUACCCCUUCUUUCAAGGAUAUUU
Candoia aspera is the source of this 999-nucleotide messenger RNA. RefSeq names its product interleukin 11 (gene IL11). Gene Ontology annotation, biological process: positive regulation of MAPK cascade; positive regulation of cell population proliferation. The coding region runs from base 1 to 672 and encodes 223 amino acids. Lineage: Eukaryota; Metazoa; Chordata; Lepidosauria; Squamata; Candoiidae. Gene Ontology annotation, molecular function: growth factor activity; cytokine activity. The transcript has 5 exons. The record is from RefSeq and is a predicted model, not a curated record. Gene Ontology annotation, cellular component: cytoplasm.